GACGCUUUGAAUGGCGCGAAUUGCUUGAUAUACGUUCUCAAUCCCUAUAUUGAAUCAAUUCUCUAAGUCGCUUUCGUGAUGUCCUCCGAAGCGAUUCGUCCCCGGGGGAGACCAGCUCAUACCCCAGGGACAACAGUCUUGGGAUAUACACCCGAUGGUCGUCGAGUCAUUACGGGCGGUUCCAAUUCAGCGAUUCGAAUCUACACUGUCGGACAAGAUGGCGAGCCCACGACAGUCGACGAGGGCGUGGACGGAAACCUGGGAAUUGGUGCCACUAACAACUCGUUUAUCAUGGGAGCAGAAGAUGGAACGGUCUGGCAAUAUGAGAUCAACUCGGGCAGGAUGGAAAAGUUACUGGUACGAUGCGCUCUGCCGGUAAGAGAUAUUGGGAUUUCGAAUGAUGGAGAAUGGGCUGCAGUUGCGAGCGAUGAGCUCACCGUGAAGAUUGUCAACAUCGAGGACAUGACCAAAGUGAAAUACCUUCGCGAGCAAGGAAAAGGAACAAAACAUGUCACAUUCGACCCGAGCGGACGAUAUGUCGCGGUUUCCUGUACGGACGGUAUCCUUUACAUCUACUCCACGGUCUCGGAGGAACCGGAGUUGCUGCGAAAACUCGACGGCGUGAUUCGAAGACUUGAACCCGAAGACGAGGCCACGUCGAGAGCAGUGUGGCAUCCUGAUGGAACGGCAUUCGCGUCCGCUGAAGCAACAAGAGACAUCGCUAUUUAUUCUACAGCCGAAUGGAAGAAAGAGAAGGUUUUCUCGGGUGGUCACAAUGGAGACGUCACGGCGAUCAGUUGGUCACCCAAUGGUGCGCUUCUUGCUACAGCUGGGGCAGAUGGACAAAUCCUACUUUGGGAAACGAAAAGCCAGAAGGUCUUGGAACGCCACGACUUCCCGAACGUGAUCAACCUCGCCUGGCAUCCCACCAGAAACUCGCUUUCAUUCACGACGUCGGACGGAGAGCUUUUUAUCUAUGACGAUUUUGUAUCAAAAAACCAUCAGUCGCUCCUUCAGAAACCACUUCAAGCCGCACCUAUUUUCCCCGGGCCCUUGACAGAGAUCUCCGAAAAUGUGAGACGGCCACUGGCCAGUAGGCCGAAGGAGACGAUCGAACGCAGGGGAGGCACUCCUGACUCUCUCGAUGAUAUCCUUGGUGGUUCCGAUGCGGGCAUGGCAGAUUUCGUUGAUGACGAUGAUGGCGCUGGGUACGCUGAAGGCAUGAACCCAUUCGGCAAGCGGACAAAUGAGCACCUGGAUGACCCCGAUGGUCACGCGGAAAAACGGUUAUUGACUUCAUUUUCCAAGCCAAGAAUCCACUCUCCACUCCAGCCUGGAAGCACGCCGUGGAGAGGCAGUCGACGGUAUCUUAGUUUGAACUUGACGGGUGCUGUCUGGACCGUCGAUCAGGAGACGCAUAACACAGUCACAGUGGAGUUUUAUGACCGAGAACUGCAUCGAGACUUUCAUUUCACUGACCCGUAUCUAUAUGAUAAGGCAUGUCUAAAUGGGCAUGGCACAUUAUUUUCCAACAGUCCUAGGGACGGCAAUCCUGCGACGAUAUUCUAUCGACCUCAUGAGACAUGGACCACGAGAGCUGACUGGCGAACACAAUUGCCGGCUGGCGAAGGAAUUAGAGCGCUGGCGCUGAGUGACUCCUACAUCGUGGCUGUGACGACAAAAGACUACGUGCGCGUAUACACAUUGUUUGGAACACCUUACAAGGUGUACCGACAAAAGAGCCCAGCUGUGACCUGCGCUGCUUGGCGGGACUACAUCAUGACGAUUGGAAAUGGACCGUUGAGCAGUGAUGGCCGCACCGCAACGCUGUGUUAUACUUUGGAGAAUGUCAAACGUGACGAAAUCUGUCAAAACGAGGAUGUAGUUGCCCUCCCAGAAGGAGCAGAAUUACGGAGCGUCUUCUUUUCUGACUCAGGAGACCCCUGUAUCUAUGACUCAGAAGGCGUUUUGCUCAUCUUGCAACACUGGCGCACUACGGGCCAAGCUCGCUGGGUGCCACUGCUUGACACCAAGCAACUGGAGCGUUUGGCCGGUGGACGGAAAGAAGAGACAUACUGGCCGGUUGCUGUUGCUCAAGGAAAAUUCCACUGCAUCAUUCUCAAGGGAGGAGACAAAUACCCCUAUUUCCCUCGCCCGUUGCUCAGCGAAUUCGACUUCCGGAUCCCCAUCUCCGAUACGCCCAACAAAGCCCCGAGCGAGGACGACGAAGAUGGAUCUGCUGCUGCUGCGCACAACGAAGGCGCCAAGUUCGAGGAGGCAUUCGUCCGCAGUAAUAUCCUUCUGUCUUUGCUCCAGGAUCUCCUGUCAUCCACGAAUGCCACGCCAGCACAGCGGGCUGAACUAGCACGGAAGGAACUGGAGCUGGACAAGACGCUUCUGCAGAUGCUGGCCGUCGAAUGCAGAGAAGGCGAGGAACGGGGUAUGAAGGCCCUAGAACUGGUGCGGAUGAUGCGAGAUCGUAACGGCAAGAUGGUCGAGGCCGCAAUGAAGGUGGCCGAGCGGUAUGGCCGGGGAGUAUUAGAGGACAAAAUCCGGGAUCUGGCAGAGAAACGGUUUAUGGGAAUCGCAGAGGAUGAUGAUGAAUUGGCUUGAUUCCGUUAUGACAUUUCUUUUCGUUUUGUUUGGAUAUAUCUUAUGCCUUAGUAUCUAGUCCAUAGUCCGAGUUGUAUAGAAUGACGACCAAUCACCAGCAUUACAAACACGCUGACC
Aspergillus glaucus CBS 516.65 is the source of this 2730-nucleotide messenger RNA. Its product is annotated as WD40 repeat domain-containing protein. The transcript is spliced from 7 exons. Gene Ontology annotation, cellular component: nuclear replication fork. Gene Ontology annotation, biological process: DNA-templated DNA replication; DNA repair; mitotic cell cycle. Gene Ontology annotation, molecular function: protein binding; chromatin binding. The record is from RefSeq and is a predicted model, not a curated record. The coding region runs from base 79 to 2613 and encodes 844 amino acids. NCBI's taxonomy places the organism in Eukaryota, Fungi, Ascomycota, Eurotiomycetes, Eurotiales, Aspergillaceae.